Molecule: messenger RNA, 1233 nt
Organism: Drosophila ananassae
Lineage: Eukaryota; Metazoa; Arthropoda; Insecta; Diptera; Drosophilidae
Product: UBX domain-containing protein 2B
Exons: 1
Coding region: 106-1203 (365 amino acids)
Biological process (GO): autophagosome assembly; proteasome-mediated ubiquitin-dependent protein catabolic process; Golgi organization
Cellular component (GO): nucleus; cytosol
Molecular function (GO): ubiquitin binding
Source: RefSeq, a predicted model, not a curated record
AAAGCACAGGCGGCUUAGCUACAAUGAUCUGACCCUUGAAAAAAACAUGUUUAUCUAAAUUCAAUCCAUCGGAACUGUCCCGGAAUUGGUGGUGUGGCUGCCCAGAUGACCGAUGAGCAGAAGCUGAAUACCUUUAUGCAGAGGCAUGGUGUGAGGGAGGAGGUGGCCCGCCGGUACUUGAGUGCCAACAACUGGGCCCUGGAUUUGGCGAGCAACAUCUAUGAGUCGGAUAAGGCUGCCAAGAAGGACGAAACACCAAAGAGUCCAGAGAAAAGCGAACGGUCAAAGAAGUCGGAUAAAUCGGAGAAGCCAGACCCUUCGAUUGCGGAGAGUAGCCACCGGGAUCUGCAGUCUCUGCGGAGUCAGCACUCGCGCAAACCACCGGAAAGUGAUGGCUACCUAGCCGAGGUUUCGGAAAGCUCUGCCCAUGACGUGGCAAUGAAUAAGCGUGUGGCCAUCGACGACUCCACUCCGGCCCUGACCACCAAUGACAGCGAUCGGAGUCUGCGCGUCUGGGGCCAUGGGGUCCCGCUGGGCAGCGCCCAUCCCAUUAACCCACCACCAGCCCGAGCCACCACGGAGGACUCUGACACGGAACCCACUGACGACGAGCACACCAUGGUCGUUCUGCACCUCUGGUCCGAGGGAUUCUCUCUGGACGACGGUACCCUGCGGCCAUAUGCCGUUCCGGAAAAUGAGCGCUUCCUAAGGGCCGUAUUGCGCGGCGACUUCCCCGAUGAGAUGGUGGACAAUAGGCCCCGGGUCGAGCUGAGUGUCCAGGAUCAUACAAACGAACGUUUCCGCACCCUCUCGCGCAAACAAUUCCUAGGUCCAGGUCGAUCUUUGGUCAAUCCCUCACCAAGAAUAGCCCUGCCCAUACCAGGAUCACAGGUUGCGAUGCAGGCUGUCCAGCUGAACGAACGAGCUGCCAUGACCACGGUGCAGAUGCGACUGGCGGACGGUAGUCGUGUUGCAGGCCGCUUCAACCUCACCCACAAUAUCGCAGACCUGUAUCGAUAUGCCCGAUUGGCCAGGCCCCAGUUUUCCGAUCGCAGCUUCGUCCUGAUGACCUCUUUCCCGCGACAGGAGCUCCAAGAAACGGACACACGCACCCUGGGGCAGGCCAAUCUCUGCAACGUGGUGGUCAUCCAACACCUAAACGAGGAGCAAGGGGAUCCAGUGUCGAGUGAUUCCUCCGAAUAGCUUGUAAAAUAAAUAGUCUGAUAAAGUGGA